UUUAUUGUUAUUUGUUGGUGUGUUGUCGUAAAAGCGGUUGCGGUAGAAUUUUAGAGGUGUAUUUAGUGAAGCAAGGAAAUAACAAAAAAAUACAUGUAUUCUAAAAAAAUAUAAAAAUCGAAGCCGUAAUUAUUCCUCUAAUUUUCAACGAAUUUUUGGGAGCAAAAAGUUGGAAAGUUUGUUGUAAACGGAAGAAAUUUUUUUUUUUUUUUUUUUUUUUAUUUGUUAUGAUAAAUGCUAAAAUGAAUAGAACGCGGCGAAUACUCAGUAAAAGUGCUUGAAAUGUUUGUUAAGAGAAUGGGAAUAAAAAAUAAUUACUAACGUCAAAAGGUUCAAAUGAUUGAGUUUGUUUAACAAAUUUUUUAAAGCAUGAAAUGGCAGUCUGUGUGUGCGGUGACUGCGGUGUGUGUAUAAAGUAUAUCAAAGCUUUAUAAACUUGGCUUAAAUAUAAAAUUUUAAAUAUCUAUAUAUAUAUUAUUGCAAAUCGAAUAUCAUAUGCAAAAUGAAAAAGAGAUGAACUUGACGAAUAGCUUGGAAAAAUUUAGCAGGCACAUGCACAUACAUGCAACUAAAUGAAGGAUACAAAACAAUUUUCGAAACAAAAACUAGGAAUUAAUUACUUCGAAAUAAUAAUUUAGCCCUUUUGACAAUUAAAGUUCCUUUUGAAAAUUGUCUCAAUUUUUACAAAAUAUUCUUUAAAUACAUUUACCGCCUUAACUAUAAUAUAUUUUGUCUUCGACAUGUUUUCAUUUUACAAAAAAUCCUACGAAAUGCCUUAGGGUGGUUUUAGUUAUUAAGAAUUAAAACGAAAAUCAAUAAAUAUAUAAAACGACGAAAUAGUUCACAGGAUGAUAUCCUUUGCUUACUUUGCAAAGCGUUAAAUAGCAAAAUGGAUAAAUUUGUGACUUAAAAAAAAAAACAUAAACAAAAAAUUUUUCGGUGUGAGAAAUAUAAAUUAUAUAUUUAUUAUGCUUAUGUGUAUGUAUAUGUGGACUUUCUUUUAUAAAAGGGAAUAACUUACAAAAACUGCAAAUAACAAUCGCGAAAAUGUUUUUUUAAAAUUGUUUUUCUACUCGUUGUGAUUAACCAACGAUUUUCCUCCGUUCUUUAAAGGAAAACAUGCAUUCCUGCCCGUUGCGAGAGUCGCUCGAAAUAAUGAAUCGGGUAUCUCGGAAACCUUUAAAAUCACUGUACUGAGAUAAUCGUAAUGAAAGCUCGAUGAUGUUCUUUUAAGGGACCUUGCAUUUGUAACAGAUUCCCUUCAAAUCUUUCAUUAAGAGAUUAUCUUUUUCAAAAAGUCAGAACCAUUAAAGUAAUUAAAAUAUCAUGACUUUCUAUUGGUGGUCGCAUUGGUUUUGGAUAACAUUUUUAAGCCUUGCUUUCUUCGAUUUAAUGGUGGCUGUACACACAUAUCCCAGUCAGGAAACCACCUCAAGGAAUUACAAUCAAAAUAAUAAGCCAUUAAGCAAAGCCUCAAUAACGAAAUUAUAUCAGGCAACAACAGCAGUGGCCUGGGCAACUAAAGCUUUUAAUUCUAGCAGUAACUACAUGGAUGUAGCAGCUGAAACAACUGUACUUCAUACAGUGAACGUACUCGAUAAUAGCAAAGGAACUAAAAUUUCCAAUUUAAAAAUAAACAGCAACGAAAAUCAGAAUAAUAGAGUAAUAGAAAAACAACAAUACAACGAUACCGAAGAAGAAGAAGAUAAUGAUAAUGAUGACGAUAAUGAUAAUGAUAAUGAUGAUGAUAAUGAUAAUGGUAAUGAUAAUGAUGGUGGUGAUGAUUGUGGAGAAAGGGAAAUGGGAAAACAACAUAAAAUUGGGAAUAACAUCGAUCAGAAUGAAGUGAAAAGAUCAGCUGAGAAUUAUAAUAGGACCUUAGUUGAAAAUGAAAAUUUAGGAAAUUUAAAUAUUUCCUCUGAAACGGUAGCGGAGAAAAAUAAUUACACAAAUUUUAGCAGUAAUGCUAAUAAUAAUAAAUUUUUAAGUACAAAUUCAAUAAAUUCUACAAAUAUUUCAAGUAAUUCAAUAGCAUUAACAUCAUCCACGAAUGACGUUAACGAUAGUCAAUCUUCUAAUGUGGUGAAUGCCAGUAGCAGCAGCAGCAGUGGUAGCAGCAGCACUGCCACCACCACCACCACCACCACCACCACCAUGAUCUUGACAAAUCAAAUGUCGAGAAAUGCCAAUAAUAAUAAUAAUAAUAAUAAUAAUAAUAAUAACAAUGAGCAAACAAUCAAAUCAACCAUUGAAUGGUUAAAUGUAAUGGCAGCUCACUUACCAGCAUCGCAUAGCGUUACAACAACCGAUAUUAAUAAUAAUAAUAAUAAUAAUAAUAAUGAUCAUGGAACUCACAAAAUGCCUUUUACUCUCGAAAAUGUUAAUAAACAGGACGAAUUACGUAGAGUUGAUACUGAGCAUCGUUCCCGCAAAUCGAAGGGAUUGUCCGCAGAGUACAAACAUAUACAGCGUUUUAUAAAUUAUUCGUCAGAUUCGAAAAAUCUUUUAACGAGAUCAGCAUCAACAACACCCAAUGAUUACGAUAUGAAUGAUGAGGGCAACGUAUCAUCAGAAGCGCUAUCGGUCCAGCGAACCUAUUUUAUGGAUGUAGGAGCCAUAUCCGCCAUAUGUUUUACCGUUUUCGGUAUUUGCUGUACCGUAGGUACUAUCAGUAUUGUAUUGUAUCGUCGACGAUUCUUAAAUAAACCUCAGGCGUUAAGUGAACCGGACUCGAGUGUUUACAUCGAUGAUAGUACAAUGCGUGUUAGUGAUAAUUCCGAUGAAAUGUAUAGCCUGGAUAAUGAUUCAUUUUUAAAUUCAUUGGAGGCCAUGACAAUACAAAAUUAUUGGACCGACACUGUUAAACAUACAAAGCUUUAAAUUCUCUUCUCUAAGUUAAGCUGAUAUUUUUCAAUAAGUUUAACUAUAAUAAAAAAAUAUUAGGAAAUUUUUUAAUAGCAAUAACUAACUAAUUCGUUCACAUUCUGAACUUUUAUUUUAAUUUUAAUUUUAAUUUUUUUUUUUUUUUUUUAAUUAAUUUUAUGUGAACUUGAAAUAAAAGUCUCUAACAAAUCAUUCCUUCCAAGACAUUAAUUAGAUUCAAAAUUUAAAUUAAAAAAAAACAUUAUUAACUAAACAUAAGUUAAUUCCUUCUGGGCCUCAAUAAUUUUUUAAAAUUUCAUACUUUUUCUCUGUUUUUUUUUUUUUUUUUUUUUGAGCUAAUUAACACAGACCUAAACUCGGAAAAUGUUCAUUGAAAAUAAAAUCAUCGUCUAUUGUCCUGUAUGUAGAAUAUGGUUAUCGCCCAAUACAAAACUAGAAGGAUUUGUAGAGUUGUGCAAAUCUAAGAUAAAAUUGAUGAUAUCCAGGCACAGACAUUAAACUAGAAAUUCUUGAAUUAAAUUGAAUAACUCUCUUCCAAAUGUGAUCUUCAGUUAUGACCAAUUCGGCCAUCGUCGAAGUUCAUUGGCCUUAACUCAUUAUUCCGUUAAAAUUAAAUCUCUGUCUGAGUGCCGAGGGCCGAAUUUCUUCAAUGUUUUUAAACAAUCCAUCUAAAAUUGAAAUAUGUCUGAGAACGUGCCGGCUGAAGACCCUCAUAUACAGUCGUAGUAUUCUAUUUUAUUCCUUUGCGUCAAUUUUGUGGGAGCUUUUUUACAAAAUAUUGGGUAGUUCUUGCAUUAGCAGAAUUAUAAACUAGUGAUCGUGAUAUACGUAAGUCCAUGAAUUUUAUAUGCAUUUUCAAAAGCAUCUGUUGGUCUACGAUAAAAUUGCAGACUUUAACAUAUGUCACAACAUAACCUCAAAAAGUAACUCUAUAAAAGAUAUCGUAUGUGAAUAAUUAAAAAAUAAAUAAAUGAGAGCUUCGAUCUUGCGCACAGGGUAUACCUCUAUGUCUAUAUGAGUUGACUCGUGUUUUAGUAUUUUUCCAUUUUUUUUUUUUUUUUUUUUUUUAAACAAAAAUACUUCUUCCAAAAUGUAAUAACGUAUGUCACGAUUCAGUCACCUAUUCUUCUUUCUUUUUUUUUUUGUCCAAAAUGUAAAAUAAGUUAUGAUCGGACAUCACAAUCAGGGUAUAUCCUUGGGCAUUUGAAAGACAAUUUGUAAGACAAUCAUCCAUCCAUCCAUUCACAGUUUAAGGUCUUAAAAACUAUAUUUAGUGAAGAAAUGAAUUGCAAUUUUAACUCUCAACAAACGAACUAUAAAAACCUACAAAAUUACAUAAAUAAAUUUUUGUUUUUUGAUCAAAAAAAAAA
This is a messenger RNA of Glossina fuscipes, 4253 nucleotides long. RefSeq lists its product as uncharacterized. Lineage: Eukaryota; Metazoa; Arthropoda; Insecta; Diptera; Glossinidae. The record is from RefSeq and is a predicted model, not a curated record. Bases 1327 to 2880 code for a protein of 517 amino acids. The transcript is spliced from 9 exons.